AUGAAAAAUAUGGCGGCGCUCAUCAGGCAUGCCUCUUAUGGGAUUUCAUUCAAAAGUACAUCCGCUUUAUUUGCGUUCUCUACGACAAGGAAUGCGCGUCGCGACAGUGCGCGGUUCGCGAGCAAGCUAAGUAGUCCUGCCAAAAAUGUCUUCAAGCAGAAUCCGAAGUUGGAAGCUACUAAGAAGUCUCUUUCCGCGAAAGGAUUUCUUCGAUCAAUAAAGCCAUACGAUCCACCUACCGACGUAAACGAACGAAUUGACAAAAUCUGUACGAGCCAAGAAAUUUCAACGAAUGACACGACGAAGCUCGAGGGUGGUCUUUUGCGCUUUCAAAUUUUCGCAGCCUGUGCAGAAGAGUUUGGACAUUCUGUGCCAAAUUCAUUGCUUUGCAUCAUCGAAACGGUCGGGGACCUAAAAGAAUUUUAUCGUAAUGCGGUGGAUGUUGCCACGCCGCUAGAUACAUUGCGAAGAAUGCAGCUUCCAAAGAACUUGCACGUACAAUACGAAUAUCAUCGUUUCCAUCCAGAUACAGACACGAUGUUUGAUGGCAAGACAGCUUUUCCGCUCAGCUCGAAUAUCGUCACUGGUUUGAAAUAUAAGAAGAAAUACAAAGGUUUUAAGCUGGAAGAUCCGUUUUAUGAAGAAUAUAGACGGCUCAAAUAAAAUCUUCAUUUGAGAUUUGAAACAACAUUCGCGUUAUUUAUUUACUAUAUUACCUUCUUAUCCAAUUAGUCAUUGGAUUACUUUUAAUAUCAACUAAUAUAAAAUAUAAGAAUAUUCUCAAGAGAAAAAUAAAGUAAUUGUUCAGCUUACAUUACUGUAUUAUUGUGAGAUUGAAUAAAACGUUAUGUAAAAUGA
This is a messenger RNA of Polistes dominula (European paper wasp), 858 nucleotides long. RefSeq names its product mitochondrial ribosomal protein L50 (gene mRpL50). Lineage: Eukaryota; Metazoa; Arthropoda; Insecta; Hymenoptera; Vespidae. The record is from RefSeq and is a predicted model, not a curated record. Gene Ontology annotation, cellular component: mitochondrial large ribosomal subunit; mitochondrion.